AGAGAGAGGUGGAGGUGGAGCAAUGGCGGAGGUGACGAAGGUUCUGUACAUAGUGGUGGUGGACGAGGGAGAGAAGAGAGAGGGAGGGAGGAAGGAGUCGUUCCGGUACACGCGCCCCGUCCUCCAGAGCACCCUCCAGCUCAUGGGAUGCAAGGCUCGGCACGCCUUCAAGAUGAGUCAACGGGUUUUUGAAUUGAUGAGAAAUGAGGCCUCUGUUGAUGGCUUCUUCCCAGAGGGGAUGGAGGUACCUUCUGAAUUUGAUGCUUCAAAGGGGCAUACCUGUAAAGCAGCAGCAGACAAACAUUCCAGUUCAGGAGCAUUCGAACUGUACAAAAGGCGAAGAACUGUUGUUGUCAGGAGAGAGACUUUCUUAGAUAUUGUAUGCAGCAGUCUUUCUGAAUAUAAGUACGUGGGCGCAAAUCAGAGGGCCGACUUGGUUUUAGCUUGCAGAAUACGAGAAAGGAAAGAAUCCGUAACUGUGCUGUUAUGUGGCACUAGUGGAUGUGGGAAAUCUACUUUGUCUGCAUUGCUGGGUAGCAGGCUUGGAAUCACUACGGUGAUAUCAACUGACUCCAUUCGGCACAUGAUGAGGAGUUUUGUGGAUGAGAAGCAAAACCCCUUACUUUGGGCUUCCACAUACCAUGCAGGAGAAUACUUGGAUCCUGUUGCUGUUGCAGAAGCAAAGGCUAAGAGGAAAGCCACUAAACUAGCCGGCAUUUCGCGCUCAACUGUUAAGGCUGAGACAUCUGAUGGAUCAAAGCCAGGGAAACCAGAUGCUACAGCAUCUGAAGAAAGCGGAGCUGCUUCUGAAUUAAUCAGUCCAAAACAGAUGGCUGUUGAAGGUUUUAAAGCACAAAGCGAGAUGGUAAUUGACAGUCUUGAUCGUUUGAUCACUGCGUGGGAAGAGCGGAAAGAAUCAGUAGUUGUUGAAGGUGUUCACUUGAGUCUUAAUUUUGUGAUGGGGCUAAUGAAGAAGCAUCCCUCCAUCAUACCGUUCAUGAUCUAUAUUACAAAUGAAGACAAGCACAUGGAAAGAUUUGCCGUUCGUGCAAAGUACAUGACGCUGGACCCAGCAAAAAAUAAAUAUGUGAAAUACAUAAGGAACAUUAGAACAAUACAGGACUACCUUUGUAAAAGGGCUGACAAGCAUCUGGUCCCCAAAAUAAACAAUACCAAUGUUGAUAGGAGCGUGGCGGCAAUCCAUGCCACGGUUUUUAGCUGCCUCCGAAGGCGUGAAGUGGGGGAGCAGCUUUAUGAUCCCACGACGAACACAGUUUCUGUGAUUGAUGAGGAGUACAGGAACCAAUGUGCUGCAAAUUCCUUAAGCUCUAAGGGCAUGUUUCAACUGAUCCAGAGAAAAGGUUCUUCUAGGCAUCUGAUGGCACUUCUAAAUACAGAUGGAUCUGUUGCCAGGGCUUGGCCUGUGAAUUCAGUUGACAGCAAAGGGAACCCUGUGUUGGGCAACGGGGGUGAGAAUGAAAUAGGCAACCCGAUGUAUGGUCCAUUGCAGAUUGGAAAGGCUGAGCCGGUCAAUCUUCAGUUUGGUCAUUUUGGAAUCAGUGCUUGGCCUAGUGAUGGAGGCACAAGCUAUGCUGGAAGCUAUGCUGGAAGUGUCGAUGAAUCGAGGGCUGACGGGACUGAUACUGGCAGCAAAUACUAUUCGUCUUGUUGUAGCUCACCAAGGAUAUCUGAUGGGCCUGCCAAGGAGCUGAAGGAAGACCACUCCGUGCAUGGAAGUGAUGAGGAGGCCGAUGACCCACCUGUGGACAGUGACGAAGAUCUAACAGAAGACGAUGCUAGCAAACACGACCACGAAGAGGUAGGAUCAGUGGACGAGCAGUCUACUAAAUCAGACGAAGAGUACGACGAUCUUGCCAUGCAGGACGUGGUGGAGAAUGGGUAUUGGUCGGACGACGAUGAGGAAUUGCGACGGAAGUUACUUCCUGCUCCUGGGGAUCCGGGGACAAACGUGGGAGAGGACAAGUAUAGUAAAAAUCUGGACCUUUUCCUCAAGCAUAGCAAUGAACAGAAGAUUGAGCCGUUGUGCUCUUACGCUUCUGUGCUCGUGGAGAAAAACGAGAGGCGUGUGGCAACACCCGGCAAAGCGAGGAUGAGAAAACGGUCUCUAAGUAUACCCGCCUUUGGUGGAGAUGAUGGGUCGAUAAUCACCGAUCCCAUUCUGUCCGGGGCCCCUUAAGAGCUAUAAGGGGGGAAGAGUUUUAUUUGGCAUGCCUUUCAUUUUUCUAACGAGUUUGGUUUCCUUUGUAUAUCUUUUGCUUUGCUUUGUCCGGUUAGGGAAGUAGGUGCUUUCUUUCUCCUCCUCUUUUUUUUUCCUGUCUAAUCUAACAACGGAGGAGUUCGACGA
Molecule: messenger RNA, 2365 nt
Organism: Eucalyptus grandis
Lineage: Eukaryota; Viridiplantae; Streptophyta; Magnoliopsida; Myrtales; Myrtaceae
Exons: 7
Coding region: 23-2197 (724 amino acids)
Source: RefSeq, a predicted model, not a curated record